GAAAUAUCCUUUUUGAAACAUGGCAGUUCCAUGUGCACACUAACGAGAAGUUUUUCCCGUAUUUAGUGUAAUUUGCCAAAAAUAAAGUGUGAAAUAGUAGUUUUCGAGUGCAAAAUAAGUCAAUAUGAAGUUGAACGUAUCGUACCCGGCCACGGGUUGCCAAAAACUUUUCGAAGUUGUUGACGAACACAAAAUUCGUAUCUUUUACGAAAAACGCAUGGGUCAAGAAGUUGAGGCUGAUGCUCUUGGUGACGAAUGGAAGGGCUACAUCUUGAAAAUAUCUGGAGGUAACGACAAACAAGGAUUCCCCAUGAAACAAGGUGUUCUUACAAACGGUAGAGUAAGACUUUUACUUUCAAAAGGUCACUCCUGCUACAGACCCAGACGUACCGGUGAACGUAAAAGGAAAUCAGUUCGUGGGUGCAUUGUUGAUGGGAACCUCAGCGUGUUGGCCCUAGUCAUUGUAAGAAAAGGAGAACAAGAAAUUCCCGGACUUACUGACACCACCAUCCCACGUCGCCUGGGACCCAAGAGAGCAUCCAGAAUCCGUAAGCUCUUCAACCUUAGCAAAGAAGACGAUGUACGUCAAUAUGUAGUAAAGAGACCUUUGGCCCAAAAAGAAGGUAAGAAGUUAAGAACCAAGGCCCCCAAAAUCCAACGUCUUAUUACACCCGUUGUUUUGCAAAGAAAACGUCAUCGUCUUGCUUUGAAGAAGAAGAGGUGCCUUAAACGUAAAGAACAAGAAGAUGCAUAUGCUAAACUAUUGGCUCAACGUAAGAAGGAAUCCAAGGCUCGUCGUGAGAUGUUGAAGAGGCGUAGGUCUGCCAGUAUGCGUGAUAGUAAAUCCAGCACGCAGAGUGGUCAGAAGUAAAUUGUAAUUUUUUAUAUUUUAAGACAAUGUAUGAAAUAAACGUUGUUGCUUAAUAA
This is a messenger RNA of Diabrotica virgifera virgifera (western corn rootworm), 927 nucleotides long. It is a transcript of the gene RpS6, whose product is annotated as 40S ribosomal protein S6. NCBI's taxonomy places the organism in Eukaryota, Metazoa, Arthropoda, Insecta, Coleoptera, Chrysomelidae. The coding region runs from base 125 to 871 and encodes 248 amino acids. The record is from RefSeq and is a predicted model, not a curated record. Gene Ontology annotation, molecular function: structural constituent of ribosome. Gene Ontology annotation, cellular component: ribosome. The transcript has a single exon. Gene Ontology annotation, biological process: translation.